Messenger RNA from Dictyostelium discoideum AX4, 417 nucleotides. RefSeq lists its product as hypothetical. Bases 1 to 417 code for a protein of 138 amino acids. NCBI's taxonomy places the organism in Eukaryota, Evosea, Eumycetozoa, Dictyosteliales, Dictyosteliaceae. The transcript has a single exon. The record is from RefSeq and is a predicted model, not a curated record.
AUGGCUAAAGAGAAUUAUGAAUUUUUCGUUGUCAGCGGUAAAGUUUCAAAAGGGUAUGAUUCAAACGGUCUUGCAGAUCCUUAUGUUAAAAUGGGAUAUAUUAGUAAAAAGACUGGUAAAACAGAAUAUUUCUUAAAAACCAAAGUAAUCAAAUCCACAUUAUUACCAGAGUUUCAACAUAAACAAGUUCAAGAAUUGGAUUCAGAUGAUAUAGAAAAGGUUGUUAUUGAAAUGUAUGAUCAUGACUUGAUUGGAAAGAAUGACUUUAUUGGUAAAGUUACUUUAGAAGGUAACUCUCUUACAUGUCUAUCAACUGAAGGUACUCUCAUUAGAUAUCAUUUGUUCAAUGAAAAUGACUCAGAAUCAGUUGGUAAAUCCACAGCUAAUGUUUACUUGGGUAUGAAUAAAAAGGCCUAA